AUGCCACCUUCUACUGGUCCUUGGGUUUACGGAAGCAUCGUCGAACCUUCGCUGCAAUCACUUUCGGCAGGGCUUAACGAACCGAUCUCACAAGAAAUAUUUCUCGAAACAUUUAAGAAGAUUAUCAACAAUAUCAUCCAGCGGCUUCAUGAGCACCCAGUUAUUGUUGCCCACAGCGAAAACAGUUUCGACGGAAGUGUCAUUCGCAGAUUGCUAUCCAACAGAUUCGAGCUAAACAAGUUGCUAGAUGUGGUAUGGAGAGACUUGCCAAAGGAUCAGAGUGUAAAUGCAUCAAAGGAGUGCAUUUUAUUUGCUCUUGAUAGGCUAGCAAUUUCAACAGAAUUUCCUCCUCGGGUAUCCAAUGACCAGGUUGACGUAAUCGUGAAUGAAGUCAUUGAGAUGGUCAAUGUAGACAACAUAAAGAGCAUGAAUGAAUAA
Asparagus officinalis (garden asparagus) is the source of this 438-nucleotide messenger RNA. RefSeq lists its product as uncharacterized. The record is from RefSeq and is a predicted model, not a curated record. The coding region runs from base 1 to 438 and encodes 145 amino acids. The transcript has a single exon. NCBI's taxonomy places the organism in Eukaryota, Viridiplantae, Streptophyta, Magnoliopsida, Asparagales, Asparagaceae.